Odobenus rosmarus divergens (Pacific walrus) is the source of this 2889-nucleotide messenger RNA. RefSeq names its product doublecortin domain containing 5 (gene DCDC5). The transcript is spliced from 18 exons. Gene Ontology annotation, biological process: regulation of mitotic cytokinesis; intracellular signal transduction. The coding region runs from base 1 to 2889 and encodes 962 amino acids. NCBI's taxonomy places the organism in Eukaryota, Metazoa, Chordata, Mammalia, Carnivora, Odobenidae. Gene Ontology annotation, molecular function: microtubule binding. The record is from RefSeq and is a predicted model, not a curated record.
AUGACUCUUCUUAGUUAUCAUCACAUUCUUUGUCAUUUCUUUCUGAAGGAGUUUGAUUGGCCAAUAGAAGGACUGCUUAUUCCAAACAGUCCUCCCAUGAAGAAAUUCAUCUGUAAGACCCCGGAGCUGUGUGUUCCUGUGAGGCUCAGAGUUCUGCGGAAUGGAGAUAAGAAUAAAAAUAGAACCUUUGUUAUAAUUGGUCCAGAUAUCUCACCUGGACGGAAAAUGCAGUGCACUGAAAUUUUAAAUUUACCUUCUGCAGCUCGGAGAUUGUUCAAUGAAAAGGGAAAGGAGAUCUUUGCCCUAAAAGACCUUCAAAGAGAUGAACUGGUAUACGUUUCAUGUGGAGAACAUUGGAUCAAUCCUGAAGUGUCCAUUGCUCAGCAAAAGAAAGAAAUCUUCCUGAGAAACUUAGCAUCAGAUAUUUCUAAAAUUCAAACUUUCUGCAGUAUACGUAAGAUAGAGGCUCUUGUUUUAGAAGUCCAAAGUGACAUCGUGUCUGGAGCCAAGCUUGCUGUGCAUAAGCCUGUGGCAAUUUUUGGAGAAGAGAAGCAAAUGAUAGGACCAAAGGAAAAGCAAAUGCAAAAAAAUGCUUUAACAACGGAAAAGGCUUCCAGUGAAAUUCUAGAUUCACAUGCAAGAGCCCAUCUCCGAAUGGAAGCUUGUCACACACUUCUCAGGUAUGCCUGGCAGGAAACUCCUCAUGACUUUGAUGAGGAUGCCAGUCUUCCAAAGAAAAUGGAAGAAGAACUCUUUGAAAAUGUGGAACCACAGAAGAAAUACAGCCAUUCUCCAAAGCAGAGUAAAUUGCAGAAGCUUUGCCACCAGCAGUUUGAAUACAGAGAUGGGCAAAUUAUAAGCUGUGCCGCUCCUCAGCUAGUUUUGGGAGUUCGAGGUCCUGAUCUGCGCUCAGGCAUGGAGGUGGUUUUGGUGGAGAAAAAAAUGGAUGGUAGUCAUCAACGGUGGAUGCACAAGGAAGGCAGCAGGACCUUUCACCUGGUGAGCAACCCAGACCUUGUGCUGGCAGUGUCUAUGACCAAAACAAGAAAUGAAGCCUGUGGCUAUCCAGUUAUUGUUCAGAAAUAUAAACCAUAUAACAAUGGGACGUCCAAUCAAAAGUGGAAUUAUGUGGAAAAUACCAAAGCUUUUUUGGCCUUUCAUAGCACUGCAUUGGAUAAGGAGAUCACAGCAGCAAAUUAUGCUGGUAUUUGUACAUCCUCUGUGAUUAAAGAGGAAAACAUUGAUCAACCAGGAUACUAUUAUCUCUCAACCACUGGAAAGAAAAAAACAACGCUCUGCUUAGCAUGUGGACAAACGAGGAGAGCAGAGAAGGGGCUCAAACAGUUGCGUCCAGGACUGCCAUUCCUCUGUGCCUCGGGUUGUAAGACCCGGAUGCCAUUCUCACGAGGGCCUUUCAAGGUCAUCAGUGUGGCAGAGGCUGAUUUAUCUUCUUAUGAGGCUGAGAAAACGCUCAGUUAUUAUGAAGAAUGUCUAUUAUCUUUACGGAUGAAGACCUGCAUGCAAGUUGUAUCACAUAGUGGUACAUCAGCUAUGCACCAGAAGGCAGUGAAAAUAAUUGCAUACAAAAAUGGAGAUGGAUAUCGAAAUGGGAAGUUAAUUGUGGCCAGAACAUUCCCCACACUUCUUACAGAAUGCACGGAGCAACUUGGUCUCACCAGAGCAGCCUCCAAAGUAUAUACCAAAGAUGGAACCGCAAUCCUUUCCUUACGUGAUUUGGUUUUAUGGGCUCUAAAGGAAUCUUUCAUCCAGAGAAACACUGAGGAACAAAAGAAAGAGGCAGUGUCUGUUCGAACAAAGGAGACAACUAUUAAAAAAAACUCAAGAAUGAAAGUGAAAACCAAAUUGUGUCCGAAGUCUGUGACAUCCAGUAGUUUGGAUGGUAGAGAUAAGUCUUUGCUCACUCUCGUCCUCAGAAAUCCCAUUGCCAUCUGGGUAUCUUGCGGUGAACCAUUUCUAUCUCCGAAGGCUUUGCAGAAAGCCCAAAAAUUAGAAAAACAGAACUGGCUAAAAAAGGACAAAAUUUUGGCUGAUCUAGACACCAUGAAACACAAAAUGAGACUGUUAAAAGGGCGGCGAGUAACAGCAUGUCAGCCAGCCGCCAUGGUUCCCAACAAAAGCCCCGUGCAGCCGGUGGUGGUGGAGGGAGGCUGGACUGAGCAGACUCAAGAGGAAAUUAAACUCAUGGAACUCAUAAGACAUACAGAGGCGCACCUUUCUGCGGUUCAAGAACUGCAAGUCAAGAGGAAUUCUCCAGUUGAAACUGCACAUCCCGCACUCAGGUACUGCAGCCUGUAUCAGCAGCCGGAUGCAAAAAGAGUAUGGAUUCAUCUAAAUGGAGGCCGACCUGAAGAUGGCACUUACGCCUGGGGCAAAACUAUUUCAGAGCUGCUGGAUGACUGCUCCUCACGUCUUAAAUUGGCCCGCCCAGCCAGAACACUGUACACCCCCAGUGGAGAACCAAUUCACUCGUGGGACGACAUAGAACGAGACAUGGUCAUCUGUGUGUCCACAGGACGUGGCUUUAUAACCCAAAAAGAGUUAAAGCAACUGAUGGAGGUCAGAGCAAAUUAUGCCAGAAUCCGAAGGCAGCAGGGCCCCGAAGCCACAAACAUCGUGGCAUCACAACCUGACAAGCUGCAAUUUCCGAUAGAAGGUUCAGUCAACCCACUGGAUCCAUUAGGUCCUGCCUUUUCAGUCCUAGAAGUUUCGAACCUGGGAAAGAAUACUGGCAUUUUAGCCAUGGUGUGGAUUCUCAAGAUGUCAUCUCUGUCAGACCAACUGAGGCAGUUGGGCAGUCAGACUCUACGUGCCACCACCAGCAGCUAUAUUUUAGAGGAAAUUUCCCAAAGGCAUACUCUCCAUAAGUAA